UUCGGAUCCGUAGUGGGCGAUACCAUCUUAAGGGUGCGAGGGGGUGUCAAAAAACAGAUUUGGAGGUGCCACUGGACCGAGGCCGGGGGCGUGUUGGAACCCGAAGGUACUGGACAGUCGCCCACAGCCCCUUGUCUUUCUCCGGCCAUGAGCAGUCUACUGCGGACCGAGCCGCUGCGCGGGGAGCUCCCUCUGCGAGUGCCCGGCGACUCCUACUCUGUGGUGGUUCUGCUGCAGGGCUACGCGGAGCCCGAGGGGGUUGGCGACGCGGUGCGCGCCGACGGUUCCGUGACCCUUAUCCUGCCCGGGACAUGGAGUUCGGACUCCAGCCAUCGAGAGGCCCUGUCCAAGGGCGGCGAGGCGAAGACGGCCCUGGAGGAGGCAGCCCGUGGCCCCAUCCUUGUGGACACUGGGGGCCCCUGGGCUCGGGAGGCUCUCCUGAAGGCCCUUGACGGGCAGGGAGUGAGUCCCGCAGACUUGACUCUGGUGGUAGGGACUCAUGGACACUCGGAUCACAUCGGGAACCUGGGGCUGUUUCCCGGGGCGGCUGUGUUGGUCUCGCACGACUUCUGCCUCCCCGGAGGCUACUACCUCCCCCACGGGCUGGGUGAGGAACGGCCUCUGCGGCUGGGGCCGGGACUCGAGGUGUGGGCCACGCCGGGCCAUGGCGGCCAGCGGGACGUGAGCGUGGUGGUGGCGGGUACGGCCCUGGGCACCGUAGCGGUGGUGGGUGAUGUGUUUGAACGCGAUAGGGACGAAGACUCGUGGAAGGCGCUAAGUGAAGACCCGGUGGCCCAGGAGCGGAGCCGGAAGAGGGUCUUAGGCACUGCUGACGUGGUCGUGCCUGGUCACGGAGCUCCCUUCAGGGUUGUCAGGGAAACCUGGAAUCCAGAGACAAAGGGUCCAGGUAACUGCCGGCAGAAUCCCGUGGUCGUAGACAAGGAGCCCAUAGUGCACGGAUAAGCCCUGGAAGAGACUGGACUCCUGUCAGGGAAGCUCCCCCUUCCCCCCAGCCAAGGACUGACGUCCAGGACACUGAAAGGACCCCGUCAGCCAAAGUUAGAAGAGUCAGGGUGGUAACUACCAGCCUUUCCAGGAGGCCGGUUUUCCAGCGAGGUCAGGUGCUUCUGCCACUGCUGUCAUCAGUAUCUACUUUUGCAAACAAACUAGGACCAAGGACUCGAUCAGCUGCGUGCCAUCUCUCCAGGCUCCAUUAAUAAAAUGGGAGAAUGUUCUUGGGAGAGUCUUCCCAAAUAAAAAAUAGGAAACUACAUUGAAAAUCA
Hipposideros armiger (great roundleaf bat) is the source of this 1283-nucleotide messenger RNA. It is a transcript of the gene MBLAC1, whose product is annotated as metallo-beta-lactamase domain containing 1. The transcript has a single exon. NCBI's taxonomy places the organism in Eukaryota, Metazoa, Chordata, Mammalia, Chiroptera, Hipposideridae. The record is from RefSeq and is a predicted model, not a curated record. Bases 148 to 963 code for a protein of 271 amino acids.